Effrenium voratum is the source of this 1842-nucleotide messenger RNA. The record is from the annotation of a GenBank genome assembly. Lineage: Eukaryota; Dinophyceae; Suessiales; Symbiodiniaceae.
AUGGGGAGAUCUUUGAUCUUCCAGGAAGGGAAAUGCAUCGAGGGCGAUUACUACAUCGUUGCAGUGUACGAUGACCCGGCCACGUGCACCAUCUCGUUCUCCGCUUACGAGCUGGAGAAUGACUGCACCUAUACCUACCCGCUCACCUACAGCCAGUUCGACGCCCUCUUCCAGUAUGACUCCGAGCUGAUGAAUCCCUCCAAUCAGGAUGGCCGCUUCCACUGGGUCAUCGAACGGCUGGACUUUGUACAGGACAAGCGGGGCCAGAAGGUCCUGUGCUUGGGCGAGGAGGCCACUGCGGAGGUGGAUGAUGAGGGGGACUUGGUGCAAGAGAAGCCGAAAGCCACCUCGGCGGUUCCAGCCAACGUCGGAGGCAAGAUCGACGGUGCCACGCGGGCGAAGCUGCUGAAGGAGCUGGACACGCAGGAUGAUGCCAAGCUCCACGCAGCCCUGGUGAAGAGUGAGGGUGCGCGGAAGCGCUUCAUCGCGGAGCUGCAUGCGAAGCGGAACUUGGAGCAGCUGAAGGCCUCGCAGCGCCUGCAGAAGGCGGAUGAGGAUCGCGAGGCCCGGCUCGCCAGGCUGGAGCUGAUCAAGAAGCAGCAGCACCAGCGGGCGGAGGCCCACAAGGCGGCCGAGGAGGCGAAGAAGAGCACCAUGGCCCAGCUCGAGGUCCUGAUGAAGCAGAAGGAGGCGCAGGCGAUCCGUAGGUUGAUCCAAGAGAAGGACGCCCAGGAUCGCGGCAUGGGGCGAGAGAAGGACGCGGCCCGGCAGCGGCGCAAGAUGCAAGAGCGCUCGGCCGCGGAGGUCUGGGCCAUCGAGGAGGAGCGCGCCCUACAGCUGGCGCGGAAGCGCGACGAGCAGGUUGAAAAGCGAAAGGCGCUGUUCCUGAAGAAGAACCGGCAUAUUGCCGAGAUCCUGCGCGAAGAGAAGAUGAGGGAGCGAGAAUAUCAGGUGAGGUUGCGAGAGGAGAAGGACCUGAUUAUCCAGGAGGUCUGGAAGACAAAGGCGCAGGAGCGCGUCGCCCAUGAAGAGAAGCAGCGGGAGUUCGAGCGCCUCGAGGAGAUCCGGGAGAAGGUCACCGUUGAGAGGGAGAAGCGAAGAGCCAUGGACGAGCUGAAGCAAAUCACCGCCAUCCGCAAGCACGCGGAGGAGGAGAAGGAGGCCACGGUGAAGCGCCGGGAGAAGCUCCGAAAGGAGUACCUGCUCGACCUCAAGGUGCAGGCCAGCAAUAGGGCACAGACAGCCCGAGAGCAAGCGCGGCGCAACGAGCGGCGGGAGCAGAAGAUUCAGGAACGCGAGGAAGCUCGCCUGCGGCGCUUUCGGGAGUCUCAGUUCAUGGACACCAUGCGUGCCACGCGCAGCACCUUCAAGCCGGACGAGGGCCUUGAGGAGGGCAACGAAGGCCGGAUGCAGACCACGCAAAUGGGAUCCACAGGAAAGGAUGAGGGGCGCAAGACCGUGGAGGCAGACGAGCGCAGGAAGCGCCAGGCGGAAAGAGACGAGAAGCUGAAGAGGGAGGAGGAGAAGAAAGGCAAGAUGCAGCAGCUGAGCGGGAAGAAUCCCAACUUGGCAGAGCUCAGCAGGAUCAAGGAGUGGAGGGCUGAAGACGAAGCCAAGAAGAAGAUGCUGGAGGACGCCCGCCUGAAGCGCGAGCUGGAGCGGGAGCAGGCGCUCAGAGAUCUGAACGAAGCCGCGGCCAAGCGCGAGGAGGUCUGGAACCGCCUGGAGGUCACUCGCAAAGAGAGGGAGGAUGAGCGACAGAUCAACCGCCAGAAGGCGGUGAUCGAGCGCAUCAAGAACAUGCCCGUGGGCGGGGGCUUGCCUAAUGUGCUGGUCUACUAG